AUGCGUUGCUCAGUCGCUGUGCUUGGGUUGCUUUCUGCAGCAUUGGCUGCUCCUGUUGAUCAAUAUCCUCUCGCUAAGGCAUCUGAGCGAUAUCCAUACAAGAACGAUCCAUAUGAUAGGAAACACGAUACAUAUGGCAAUGGCGUUCAACCACUUCCCGUACGCAACGGAGGUGGUACAAGUGUUCUGGGACCAGUGAAUAAAGAUCGAGACCGACAGAAUCCAGACUUGGUUCGCCCUCCAAGCACAGAUCAUGGCAUCCUGCCGAAUUUGCGAUGGAGUUUCUCAGACAGCCAUAUCAGAAUUGAAGAAAACGGCUGGACAAGACAGACAACCGUGCGAGAAUUGGCUGCGUCAAGUGAAGUAGCGGGUGUGAAUAUGAGACUGGGGCCAGGAGUGAUCCGAGAGUUGCAUUGGCACAAGGAAGCGGAGUGGGCAUAUGUGCUUUCAGGCGAGGUUCGGGUAACAGCUCUGGACACUGAUGGAAGAUCAUUCAUCGACGAUCUCAAAGCAGGAGAUUUGUGGUACUUUCCUUCCGGACACCCUCACUCGUUGCAAGGAUUGGGAGAGAAUGGUACGGAAUUUCUUCUUGUCUUUGACAGCGGAAGCUUCUCCGAGGACUCGACCUUCUUGUUGAACGAGUGGAUCGAACACACACCCAAGUCUGUCGUGGCAGAAAACUUCCGACUGCCUCCUGAGAUCUUUGCUGAGAUCAAGGAGAAGGACAAGUACAUUUUCCAAGGUUCGAUGCCCGAGAGCAUUGAGAAGGAAACGCCAAAAGCGUUCAAGAAGUCAAAGCACCAAUACACGCACCACAUGUUGGAGACUCCCGCAAAAGAGGGCAGCGGAGGCUCAGCCCGGAUUGUGGACAGCAGAAACUUUCCAAUUUCCAAGACAAUCGCAGCCGCGCAUCUUGACAUUGCCCCCGGCGCUCUGAGAGAAAUGCACUGGCACCCUAAUGCUGAUGAGUGGAGCUUUGUCAUCUCUGGUAGGGCAAGAGUGACCAUCUUCGCCGCYGAAGGCAAUGCCCGGACUUUCGACUACAUGGCAGGCGAUGUCGGCAUUGUGCCACGCAACAUGGGCYACUUCAUCGAGAACUUGAGCGAUGAUGAACCGCUGGAGAUGCUGGAGAUCUUCCGCGCGGAUGAGUUUCAGGAUUUCUCCCUUUUCCAGUGGAUGGGCGAGACGCCGCAGCGACUGGUCAAGGAUCAUUUGUUCCAGCACGAUCCGAAAUCGGGCGAGAAAUUCGUCAAGGCUGUUGAAAACGCAGAGAAGGAUGUGAUCAAGAAGCAGUAUGAAAAGUCUGUGUUGUUUGUCGAGGGCAAGCAUGAUCUUUGA
Messenger RNA from Ramularia collo-cygni, 1338 nucleotides. RefSeq names its product probable oxalate decarboxylase. The coding region runs from base 1 to 1338 and encodes 445 amino acids. Gene Ontology annotation, biological process: oxalate metabolic process. The record is from RefSeq and is a predicted model, not a curated record. The transcript is spliced from 4 exons. NCBI's taxonomy places the organism in Eukaryota, Fungi, Ascomycota, Dothideomycetes, Mycosphaerellales, Mycosphaerellaceae.